Messenger RNA from Dermacentor andersoni, 3762 nucleotides. RefSeq lists its product as uncharacterized. Lineage: Eukaryota; Metazoa; Arthropoda; Arachnida; Ixodida; Ixodidae. Gene Ontology annotation, biological process: negative regulation of apoptotic process. Gene Ontology annotation, molecular function: cysteine-type endopeptidase inhibitor activity. Gene Ontology annotation, cellular component: nucleus. The record is from RefSeq and is a predicted model, not a curated record.
CAGUCUACAAUACGGCUUAGCACCUGACCGAUACAGCGCACAUAUGAACCUGAACAUUGUAUGACGACAAUGUUGUGACCUUUAUGGUGGAUAAACACAACGAUUACUUGAAGUUACACGUUGCAAAGGAUGAAAGUAAGAAAUAAAUCGGCAGCACGUUACACUCCAGCGACACGUGAAGGCGAAAGACUGCUGCACACGUGGUAAUGCAUUAACUAAUCCGAUCGGAAGAGUUAGACAUCAUGCAAGACAUAACAAGCUGCAAUGUGAAGUCAACGUAUUGAGCUGUAGGUCGAUUUCCUCAACGACACAUGCGAGCGUAUGAAGCACAAUCUAAAGGUUCUUUCAUUAUGUAUUUCCGUCCCUUUUCUUUCUUUCAUUAUUUCUUUCGUUCUUUCCUACUUUGUCUUUGUACUUUCGUUCGUUCUUUUCUUUCUUGCGUUUCUUCUUUCAUAUUCAGACAUUAUAUCUUUGCUUGCUUACAAGGAUAUGGGCUAUUCCUUACGUUCACAUUUUUUUUAUUUCUUUCCUUCGUCCUUUUUUUCUUUUCUGUCUUCAUUCAUAUUAGCCAUUGUAUCUUUGCUUGCUUACGGGGAUAUGAGCCAUUCCAGAUUAUGUUAUCUUUCUUUAGGAUAUAAGCCAUUGCCGCUGAUGAUAUUUUCGUACCACCCGUAAACUUCUUUUGCAUCACUGGAGCACACGCCGCUUUCUUUAUUUAUGAGUCGUUCCAUCGAGCCACUUAAGCCUUUCGCCUUAAAACUGUACACAUUGUCGUUAGUUGUGAAGCAUCUAAUUAUCGCUUUGCGAAAGCGUCGCUUCAGCAUCGCGUUUAAGCGAUAUCUAAGUACGUUGAAUCCCAAUAUCUUUUAAGGUCUAUUUGGUUUCAGUAAUUUUACUUUCUGCGUUAUAUUUUUAAACUAGCCUACUCAACUCGCAUUUCAAGUUUCAAGUUUAAGUUUACUGUUUCAUUACAGGUACACAUAUACAGAAAAUGUCUUCAUUUCAAUAUGCUUACGUGAUCCAUGGCCAAUCUGCCAGAGUGGGUACAUGCCAGUGCCACAUCAGGGUCUACCGUGCGCGUGCAGGGGUUCCAAAUCGAGCCAUGCAGGUCGUCGCCCACGGCAGAAGCGGCAGCGGAAUGCAGCGGCCACCGCUCGCAGCCGCCGCCAGGGCUACUACGGCUCAGCUUACUGCGCGACACUGGAGCUGCUGCUAUGGACCCACCUUAUCAGCAGCCUUGGACCCAGUGUCGCGCCGUGACGAGCAGCCGUCGCCGCAGUGCCUGCAGAGGGUUCAGCGCGAUCUCGCGGAAUUCGCCCACCAUCCACCGCCGGGUGUGUUCAUCGAGCCCGAGGAGGAGGACAUCACCACCAUCCACGCCAUCAUAGUCGGGCCCGAGGGUACGCCUUACGAAGGGGGCUUCUUCCACUUCAUGCUCAAGUGUCCUAGGGACUAUCCCGUCGUACCUCCGCUGGCACGAAUUAUCACAACGGACUCCGGACGAGAAGGCUUCAACCCCAAUCUCUGCUCGAAUGGUAAGGUGUGCCUAAGCAUCUUGGGCACUUUUCCGGGACCACAAUGGAGUUCUGCGCAUUCUCUCAAAAGUGUGCUGGUUUCGAUCCAGUCGCUGCUUAACGAGAAUCCCUUGGCUAGCGAACCUGGAAUUGGGCACUUGGUCGGGCAUUGGCUCGGACGGCUGAGUGGCUACAACGACAACCUGCGCUACCAGACCCUCAGGGUCGCGGUAUGUGACGCGGUCGAAGCCUGCCUCCUGGGCACAGCUCCGUAUCCGCCGGCCCUGAGGGAGACAGUGCUGGCGCGCUUCGCCGAGAACUAUGCAAAGUACGAAAAAGCAGUCAGCGACCCCCACAGUUCGUCGUUCCUGUGGACUGUGCUCGGUACUUUGACUGGCGAGUCCCAACAGUACAAGGCACUGCUCCCGCGAAUGCAAGACUUCUACGGUCACUACAAACACGGUUUUCCGCUCAAAGCUGCGGUCAAGGCUUCGAUGGCUGAACGAUCUGCGCAAAGCUUUGCUCUCUACUCAAGUCACCUCCUACCAGCAUUUUUGGACCCGGUGUCGCGCCGGCACGAGCAGCCAUCGCCGCAGUGCCUGCAGAGGGUUCAGCGCGAUCUCGCGGAAUUCGCCCACCAUCCACCGCCGGGUGUGUUCAUCGAGCCCGAGAAGGAGGACAUCACCACCAUCCACGCCAUCAUAGUCGGGCCCGAGGGUACGCCUUACGAAGGGGGCUUCUUCCACUUCAUGCUCAAGUGUCCUAGAGACUAUCCCGUCGAACCUCCGCUGGCGCGCAUCAUGACAACAAACUCCGGACUAGUAGGCUUCAACUCGAAUUUCCGGUAUAAUGGUAAGGUGUGCCUCAGCAUCUUGGGCACCUCUCCGGGACCACAGUGGAGUUCGGCGCAUUCUCUUGAAAGCGUGCUGGUUUCGAUCCAGUCGCUAUUUAUCGAGAAUCCCUUGGCUAGCGAACCUGGAAUUGGGCACUUAGUCGGGCAUUGGCUCGGACGGCUGAGUGGCUACAACGACAACCUGCGCUACCAGACCCUCAGGGUCGCGGUAUGUGACGCGGUCGAAGCCUGCCUCCUGGGCACAGCUCCGUAUCCGCCGGCCCUGAGGGAGACAGUGGUGGCGCGCUUCGCCGAGAACUAUGCCAAGUACGAAAAAGCAGUCAGCGACCGCCACGGUUCGUCGUUCCUGUGCACUGUGCUCGGUACUUUGAUUGGCAAGUCUCAACAGUACGAGGCACUGCUCCCGCGAAUGCAAGACUUCUACGGUCACUACAAACACGGUUUACCACUCGCAGCUGCGGUAAAGGCCUCGAUGGCUGAACGAUCUGCGCAACCCUGUGCUCCCUACUUUGAACCCCCCCUACCAGCAAUUGUGGACCCGGUGUCUCGCCGUCACGAGCAGCCGUCGCCGCAGUGCCUGCAGAGGGUUCAACGCGACCUCGCGGAACUUGCCCGCCAUCUACCACCGGGUGUGUUCGUCGAGCCCGAGGAAAAGGACAUCACCACCAUCCACGCCAUCAUAGUCGGGCCCGAGGGUACGCCGUACGAAGGGGGCUUCUUCCACUUUGUGCUCAAGUGUCCUAGAGACUAUCCCGUCGAACCUCCGCUGGCGCGCAUUAUGACGACAAACUCUGGCCUAGUAGGCUUCAACUCGAAUUUCUGCAAGAAUGGUAAGGUGUGCCCCAGCAUCUUGGACACCACUCCGGGACCACAGUGGAGUUCGGUGAAUUCUCUCGAAAGCGUGCUGGUUUCGACCCAGUCGCUGCUUAACGAAAACCCCUUGGCUAGCGAACCUGGAAUUGGGCACUUGAUCGGACAUUGGCUCGGAAGGCUGAGCGGCUACAACGACAACCUGCGCUACCAGACCCUCAGGGUCGCGGUGUACGACGCGGCCGAAGCCUGCCUCCUGGGCACAGCUCUGUAUCCGCCGGCCCUGAGGAAGACAGUGCUGGCGCUUUUCGCCGAGAACUAUGCAAAGUACGAAAAAGCAGUCAGCGACCCCCACGGUUCGUCGUUCCUGUGGACUGUGCUCGGUACUUUGACUGGCGAGUCCCAACAGUACAAGGCACUACUCCCGCGAAUGCAAGACUUGUACGGUCGGGUGCCGAAGAACGCUAGUUCCGCCCAGAAAGAAACAUGACAGCACGAGGUCAGCGUGGCGAACCCGAUUGUAUAUUGUGCAUGGUUGCGAUGUCUUCGUCCCAUCGAAAUAAAAAAAUUUAAGCAGAAACUGUC